This is a messenger RNA of Acipenser ruthenus (sterlet), 1845 nucleotides long. It is a transcript of the gene fadd, whose product is annotated as Fas (tnfrsf6)-associated via death domain. Gene Ontology annotation, biological process: regulation of apoptotic process; signal transduction. The transcript is spliced from 2 exons. Gene Ontology annotation, molecular function: protein binding. The coding region runs from base 307 to 882 and encodes 191 amino acids. The record is from RefSeq and is a predicted model, not a curated record. Lineage: Eukaryota; Metazoa; Chordata; Actinopteri; Acipenseriformes; Acipenseridae.
UACUGUAUAUCACUGACUCAACUAUCAGGAAGUAAACUAAAUAAUCAGUUAAACACUUAUUAUUCUGCUUAUACCUCUAUAUCUGUAUUUUUUCUGUUAAGUGGAAUUAUAUGUGUAAGGCUGUGUUAUUAUUAUAUAACAGCGUGAAAAUAUAUAUUUGCGCAAAAUUCGAAAGUGAAAGUAAAACUUCUUCAGAGGGCGUGUUUCUCGUGCUGACUGAGAUUAUUUCACUCAGUUAAAGGUUGUAUUUGCCUUUUCAAUAUUUGAAAAAUAACGUACAGGAAAGGUAUAUAUAAAAUACUAGAAAUGGGAGAGUUUUUGGGUUUGUUGUAUCAGAUUUCUGGGAGCCUAGAUUCAGAAAACUUAAAAAACUUGAAAUUUUUGUGCGGGGAUGACAUCAGAAAAAAGGAGCUUGAAAAUAUUUCAAGUGGGACUGAUCUGUUCAAAAAUCUGAUGGAAAAGGGGAAGAUCUCUAUAGACAAUACAGAUUUUCUUCGUUUACUCCUAACUAAAAUUAAAAGGGAAGACCUUUUGGAAAAACUGGACAACUUUGAAAAGUAUGGAUCCGGUGAGCAAGUCGAUCUACCCGAUGCCGAGGAAAUAGAACGUCUGGAAACUGCAUUUGAAGUCAUUUGUGACAACCUGGGAAAACAGUGGAAAAUGUUUGCCCGAAAAAUCGGUGUUUCCGAUGCCAGACUAGACCAAAUCCAGGAUAGGCACCCCUGUGACAUGAGAGAGCAGAUCAGGCAGGUUUUGAAGACGUGGCAGAAAGUACAAGGGAACGACGCCAACGCUGCAGAGUUAAUAAGGAAGCUUCGGGACUGCAGGCUCAACUUGGUGGCCGAUACCGUAGAUGAGCAACUAAGAACAAUGCAGAACUGAGUCUAUUUAUUGAACUGGAAUUUGCAGCUGGAUCAGUUCCUUUCUCGUUUCUAUUGUGUAAUGGGGCAAACUGUUUUUUCAGAACAAGUUGAAUAGUUUUAAUUCGUGAUUUUUUUUUAAGAACUAACACAGGGGUCUCCAACCUUUUUCCUAUUAAGAGCUACUUCUGAUUUGAAAAAAAAAAACAACAUUUGAGAGCCACUCCUCAAAGAACUCCAAGCUAAAAAUAAAGAAAAAUGUUAUUCUUACCUAGAUUUCAAUGUGAGACUUGACACUGCAUGCUGUCUACCAGCCCAGCAAAAUCUGGCUUGUAAUUAGAAAGCCCAACCCCGAUGGAGUCAUUCAGAUGAUCGUCACUCAGGCAGGUUCGAAAUUUUGAUUAGAUUAAAAGGCAGAUUCACAUAGAUAAGUGGAACCAAAUAAGGACGCCACUUUCAUUGCUGCUAUGCAGAUUUCUGUCCUUGUCCACUUAAGUCUAGAAGUCAGACACUAGAUAUCUUGCUUUCAACUGAAUAUCGUUUUGAAGAUUAAGAAUCUCCUCCCAGUUCAACACAAUCCAGAUUAAACAAUGACCCCACUUGUUCAGAAAUGUCACUUACAUCCAAAUGCAUAAAGGGAUUUGAAAUAAACAGUACACAAGGUUCCAGCUGCUGAAAAUCAUGAAAUCUGACAUUAAAUUCAGACCAAAUCAAAACUUUGACAACCCGCAAAUUGCACUUAACAAAACUGUAUUUAAUAGCGUUUUCUUUUUAUGAGUAGAAUACAAAAAAAAGAAAUUGCAGCUGCUUUCUAAAUAUAUAUAUAUAUAUAAUGUCAAAUUGGUCUAUAGUACUGGAGUGUUUUUUUGUUGUUUUUUUGCAAUUAAAUGUCAAAUGCAUCAGUUUUUCUAAAUCAUCAGUAAUUCAUUGGUGGCGUUUUAAACUGUACAUUAGUAAAUCAUAAUAAAAAAAAAUAUAAAAUCAA